Messenger RNA from Penicillium vulpinum, 1272 nucleotides. Its product is annotated as putative zinc metallopeptidase. The record is from RefSeq and is a predicted model, not a curated record. The transcript has 2 exons. Lineage: Eukaryota; Fungi; Ascomycota; Eurotiomycetes; Eurotiales; Aspergillaceae. Bases 1 to 1272 code for a protein of 423 amino acids. Gene Ontology annotation, molecular function: hydrolase activity.
AUGCAGUUAAGAGAAAAAAACAAUGAUCUGGACGAAAUCAUCAAUACCCACCGACCAGAUCUAAAGCCAUUCGAAGAUGUCUACCGCCACCUCCACGCCAACCCCGAAUUAUCGGGCCAAGAAGAGGAAACAGCCAAGAUAGCAUCCGACCACCUCCAAUCCGUCGGCUUUGAAGUCCACACCAAAAUCGGCGGCCAUGGCGUAGCAGGAGUCCUCCGAAAUGGAUCUGGCCCAACAAUUCUCCUACGGGCGGACAUGGACGCCUUACCUGUAGAAGAACAGACCGGCCUGCCAUACGCCAGCACCCGCCACGUCAAAGACAAAAAUGGAGCCGACCAGCCUGUAAUGCACGCCUGCGGACACGACUCCCACGUCACAACAUUGAUGGCGGCCGCGACGCUCCUGAAAUCAGCGCGCGAUAAAUGGUCAGGAACAUUGAUCUGUAUCUUCCAGCCCGCCGAGGAACAUCUCGAUGGCGCACAGGCAAUGCUUGACGACGGGCUAUACAAAAAGAUUCCUAAGCCGGACCUUGUGCUCGCGCAACAUGUAGUGACCAUGCGCGCGGGGUCGGUGAAUCUCCGCGCCGGCCCACUGCUGACUGCCGCUGAUUCCUUUGACGUGCGCGUGUUUGGUCGUGGUGGCCAUGGGUCUGCGCCGCAUACGACUAUCGAUCCGAUUGUGCUCGGGGCGGCGAUUGUUAUGCGAUUGCAGACAAUCGUCUCGCGAGAGGUCGCACCUGGAAAGAUGGCUGUUGUGAGCUGUGGUAGUAUUCAUGCUGGACAGUCAUCGAAUAUUAUCCCGGCAUAUUUGGAUCUACAACUGAAUGUGCGGACUUUUGAUAAAGACGUGCGGAAGCGCGUGUGUGCUGCUAUUCACCGCAUUAUUGAGGCGGAGUGUAUGGCCGCGGGCGUUGAGAAGAAGCCUGAGAUUAAGCUUACUGAUUCGUCCCCGUCGACGAUUAAUGAUGAGAAGACUGUUGAUGCUCUCCGAGAGACUUUCAAGCCGUACUUUGGUGAUCGGCUAGUUGAGAUGGAAACCCCGGCUGCUAGUGAGGACUUUUCUUUGCUGGCGACUGCUGUGGGUGCGCCUUAUGUUAUGUGGAUGUUUGGUGGAACUGACCAUAAGACUUGGGAUGAUGCUGUUGCUAAUGGGACUCUCAACGAACUGGCUGGUAACCACUCGCCCUUUUUUGCGCCGGUUAUCCAGCCGACAUUGCGUACGGGUGUAGAUGCCAUGGCACUUGGAGCUUUGACUUUCUUGAAGAGAAAAUGA